ACCAUGUCUACAUAGGGCGACAUAUCGAUUUUGUGUCAUACUUAUCGAACGUGUGGUAGAAUCAGAUGCUAGACGACAGUCAGCGGCUCGAAAAGAUCACCAGAGGGCUUUGGACCCUGAGUGGCCUCGACGCGCUAGCUGGAUCACAUAGUGGCGUCACAGCACAUUGCGAUUUGUGGCAUGAUAAAUAGCUGGCCCAAUUAAAAUGCAUAAACUAACUGAUCCCAGAUCAUUCCACGAUUUAGGGUCAGUCGGAUGUGGUACGAUGCCGCAUUCGCGCAGUUGCCUGAUCUGGCUCGAGGAUUGUGACAUCGUUCCAGAAUCCUCAUCGUACAAAGUAGGCAACCUCGUACCUGAAACAUUCCGAAAGCCGAUCGAACGUUGCAUCAACACCAAGGCCAGUCUACAUUCAUUUCACAUCGCAUCUUCAUAAAAUGCCAAGCAACGAGACUCACCCGAAACCAUCAAAUGACAAUGAUCUUUUGGUCCGCGACUUUGCCGACGUAAAACGUAGCGAUGUAGGCGUCGUCGGUGGUAAAAAUGCUUCUCUUGGAGAAAUGAUAGGUGCUUUGAAGAUCGAGGGAGUGGCCGUUCCCCCUGGAUUUGCGACUACAGCGCAAUGCUACUGGAACUUCGUCACUUUCAACACAAUUCACGAAAAGUUGAACAAUCUGAUUCUAGAUUGGCAGUCAGGAAAGACGGAUCUCGCGGAGACGGGCAAAUGCGCCCGAAACCUGUUUCUCAGAGGAGACUGGCCAAAUGAAGCCAAGGACGCCAUUCUCACCGCCUACCGUCGACUUUCGAUGACAGUCGGAGUCGAAGAUCUUGCUGUCGCUGUACGAUCCAGUGCUACAGCAGAAGAUCUUCCAGACUCGAGCUUUGCUGGGCAACAGGAGACCUUCUUGAAUGUCUCGGGUGAGCUUGCGUUGCUGAAUGCCUGCCGAAGGUGUUAUGCUUCCCUGUUCACUGACAGAGCGAUAUCCUACCGGCAAACAAGAGGUUUUGACCACAUGAAAGUCGCCUUGUCGGUGGGCAUUCAGCACAUGGUCCGAUCUGAUCUUAGUGGUUCCGGAGUCAUGUUCUCCAUCGACACUGAGAGUGGAUGCGACAAGAUCGUCCUGAUCAAUGCGGCCUGGGGCCUCGGAGAGAACAUUGUCCAAGGUGCUGUCAAUCCUGACGAGUAUCAAGUCUUCAAGCCCUUGCUCUACCACGCUGGCGUCGUUCCAAUCAUCGAGAAAAGGCUUGGGGCAAAAGAAAAGAAGAUGAUCUACAGCACGGGCGAUUCUUACACAAGAAACGUCCCGACCUCGAAAGCGGAACGGUCGCUUUUUGUGCUCAAGGACUUCGAAAUACUGCAGCUCGCUCGCUGGGCAUGUUUAAUCGAACGUCACUACGGUUGUCCAAUGGACAUAGAAUGGGCCAAGGACGGUAUCAAUGACCAACUCUUCAUCGUACAAGCUCGACCCGAGACUGUGCAUUCUGCCCGAAAAGUGGGAACAUUUAAGGAGUACAAGAUCACUGCGAAAGGCAAGACUCUGACCACAGGCUGCUCAAUUGGAGACGCAGCUAUAGCAGGUCGCGUGUGCAUGAUUGAGUCUCCCAAAGAUAUCGGCGCAUUCAUCGAGGGAUCGAUUCUGGUGACCGAAACCACAGAUCCUGACUGGGUUCCCAUCAUGGCAAAAGCAAAGGCUAUCGUGACGGACCAUGGAGGCCGGACAUCCCACGCUGCUAUUGUCAGUAGAGAACUUGGGAUCACUGCAAUAGUCGGCACGGGCAAUGCCACGUAUGUCUUACACAGUGGCCAGGACGUUACCAUUUCCUGCGCAGAAGGUGAGACAGGAUAUGUCUACGAAGGGAUAGCCAACAUUGUCUCGAAGAGCAUCGACGUGUCUAAGCUUCCAUGUACAACUACAAAGGUCAUGCUGAACCUAGCGGACCCAAGCGCAGCAAGCCGCUGGUGGCAACUGCCGUGCGAUGGCAUAGGUUUGGCGCGGAUGGAAUUCGUAGUGAGCAAUCACAUUCGCAUCCAUCCGAUGGCGCUUGUGCACAAUGAACUGAUCACAGACAAAGCUGUGGAGCGACAAAUAAACACGCUCACUGUGGGCUACAAAGACAAGUCGCAGUACUUCGUGGAUAAAUUAGCACUCGGACUCGCCCGCCUCUGCGCCCUGGCAUAUCCAAAGCCAGCAAUCAUUCGGCUGUCUGACUUCAAAACCAACGAAUAUGCAAAUCUUAUUGGCGGUUCCCACUUUGAGCCCAAGGAAGAGAACCCAAUGAUUGGCUGGCGUGGGGCUUCUCGGUACUAUUCUGAAUACAAGGACGGUUUUGCUCUGGAGUGCAAGGCUAUUAAGCAACUGCGAAAGGAGAUGGGGUUCAAAAACGCUGUGGUGAUGGUUCCAUUCUGCCGUACCGUUGGCGAAGCCAUCAAGGUGCAGAACGAGAUGAUGAAGAAUGGGCUUAAACGCGGGGAGGAUGGCCUGGAGAUCUACGUGAUGUGCGAAAUUCCAUCGAAUGUGAUACUGGCGCACGAAUUCGCGAAGCAUUUCGAUGGCUUCUCGAUAGGAUCUAAUGACCUGACACAGCUUACGCUUGGUAUUGAUCGGGACUCAGGAGAGCUCGCAUCCAUGUUCUCCGAACAGGAUGAAGCGGUUAAGUGGAUGAUUGCAAAGGCUAUAUCGAGAGCACGCAAAGCCGGACGCAAAAUUGGACUCUGCGGAGAGGCACCCAGCAACGAUCCGACGUUUGCGACCUUCCUUGUGGAGUGUGGGAUUGAUUCCAUAUCCGUUAGUCCUAGCAGCUUCCUUGCGGUGAAGCGUAACGUUGCGAAAGCGGAGGAGGAGAGCGAGCAUGCAUUUACAACAGUUUCUCGAACGUCAUCUGAGUAGGAACUAAACGCAACCAUAUUGGCCAAUUAGACAAUCGUACUUGAGUACAUCAUUCGCAAUCAUUUGACCGUGCAGGAGUUGUAACACAACCUAGGCUUUGCUUGGUUCUACUUUGCCAAAUAUUGUGUGAUCGACAUCUUUGUCGUUGGCGAAGACAAGCUCCAACCCAUCCAGAUCAUUAACGCGAAUACCAACAGGUUGUCUAAUUGACAGCGAGAGCGGAGCGGUUCCAAUAUUCAGAGAGUGGUCGCAGCGCAUUAAGCGAGUAUGUACUAAAGAAGCACUGCAAGACCUAAAGGUCAGUAGAGAACGAGUAGAAACACUUG
This is a messenger RNA of Paraphaeosphaeria sporulosa, 3211 nucleotides long. RefSeq names its product phosphoenolpyruvate synthase. Bases 435 to 2885 code for a protein of 816 amino acids. Gene Ontology annotation, biological process: phosphorylation; pyruvate metabolic process. The transcript is spliced from 3 exons. NCBI's taxonomy places the organism in Eukaryota, Fungi, Ascomycota, Dothideomycetes, Pleosporales, Didymosphaeriaceae. The record is from RefSeq and is a predicted model, not a curated record. Gene Ontology annotation, molecular function: pyruvate, water dikinase activity; ATP binding.